Hyla sarda is the source of this 2182-nucleotide messenger RNA. RefSeq lists its product as uncharacterized. The transcript is spliced from 2 exons. Lineage: Eukaryota; Metazoa; Chordata; Amphibia; Anura; Hylidae. The coding region runs from base 675 to 1385 and encodes 236 amino acids. The record is from RefSeq and is a predicted model, not a curated record.
GUAACAAAACAAUCUGGACUUGGUCCCCUAAAGAUAAUAGUGUAAGUGUUAAAUAAACAAAACACUUACAUAAAGAAAAGCCUGGGCAGUGAAUAGCAAACAAGAAUCACACACAUGAACAAAUCCAUUUGCACAUUAGGGCAAUGACACAGAAGGCACAUUUUUGCAGUGAAUGUCACCUGUUGCCUGCCUCUCUGAGCAUUAAUCCUUGUUUUUUUUUUUUUUUAUCUAAGAGCCGAGGAACGUGCUCUCGAAUCACCCAAAGUGCAAGAAAAAGUGCAAACGUGUUACACUUAAAAAAAAUGUGCACAAAGGAUGCGGUCUAUCGCAAGCCCUUCUCCGAUAGAAGAGAGGCCCCCCAACAAACCUUACCCUCCGCCUCCGGACCAAAAGGUACCUGCGAGGUUCCAGGUUCGAUGUCCCUUUUCGCCGAAGCUACUAGGGGACCACAAAUGCUCCCGGCAUCCCCCUUGGCGUUAGCCAAGGUAUCUGCCUGCAGAGCCGAUAACGGUAGGUACCCUGCCAAAGCAGGGCCCAAAGAGUGGAAAUAUAUGGGCCGAAACUGCUGGCAUAUGAGGUGCGACACGCACAGCAACAGGACACUAAAGCAUUAGAGGCCCUGUACAUUAGAAAGCUUGAACAUCUCCGAGCCGAGAGGGGGAGCCAUCCCUGGAAUGCUGCAGAGCCAUGGUUGUGAAAUUCGACAAAUGCGGGGGUUUGACACCCUCAUGGACUGUCGUCAUGGUGGGACCAUCUUGGUCAAUCAUCAGGCAGUGCAGAGAGACUAUCUUUCCCCAUCAUUGCAUUCUCUAGAGAGCGGGGAGAUUGUGGAGUACACUCCUGUACAAAGCAUGAGAGAAGAAUGGGCGGCUGAGGUGACCUGUCCAAAGAAUGCAACUCAAGUUCCAUUUGCCUACUUCCCAUUGAACAACUGGGAUCCGCAGGGAUCUGCAGGUCCCUUUGGUUUGCUGCCACCUAGAGUCAAAGGUACCGUCCACAAGGAAGAGAUCUACAUGCCCGAAGUGCCUGCCAUGGCACCAAAGUAUCUACCAAAGUCAUCUGUGAAUGUGCCCAGGGCUACUCCUGUGGUUGAGGAGGUUUGGCCUAACCAGCGGGCUCCAACUGAAGUGCCUCGGCCUAUUCCCGCAGAGGAGGUUUGGUCGUCCCAACAGGCACCAACUGCUGUUCCCCCAGUGGCGCAAGCUGCUGCGGUGCAAAUGGUGGUCACCAUCAGCCCCACCAUUACAGGGUCUACCUUGUCCCGGGUGAACUGGAACACCCGAGUGAGUCCAUUAGAGGGGGCACAGUCCCAUGGACCCUGUUACAAGUCCCAGCCUCGGAAACAGUUUGACAGGCGAGGUUGGGAUGGCAAGUAUCCAGGCUGAAGAAUCUACUUUGCUAUCUGUCACUAACUUUGCUUUGUGAAGUACUUUUGUUGUCUAACAAGUUAUGAAACGUUUAAGAAGAAGUGCCUGACAAACUUGUCAAGAAGUUUAUUUGCAGCCAUAUACAUAAGCAUGUGCCCGGGUUUUAGCCGUGAUUCUUUACUGAGAAUUUAGAACGUACCAGAACUGUGGAGCGGUACUAGAAAAAUAUGUAUAUACUGUCAGAGUAAUAUAUUUUUGUUUAUAUUUUUGCACAAGUGAAUGCACAUGCUGGUGUACCAUAAUGUUAUGGUGUGCUGCAAUAAAAUGUAUAUAAUGUGCUUACAGUGUCUUUUGUACAUGGUGAUUUAUGUAGGAGGUAUCCUGAUCAGAUCAGGAGAAGCACAGCCACUACCUCACCGCCAGGACAACUACCAGCUAGGUAUAAGGAAUAAUGGUAGUGCUGUGUAUAAAGUAUAUAAUUAUAUCAGUAUAACACAUAGUCUAAUUCAGUCAGUUUACAUAAUGUAAAUAUAAGAUAGUCAAAAUGCUUAGUUAGGACUGUAUCUAACAUACACAUUUCCAGUCCAUAAUGUCAAAAUAUUUAUGUGUCUAACAUUUUUCCUGUCCCCGUGUACAGGGUGCUCUCCUGUCCAGAGGGUUCCCCUACAACUCCAGGGUGCUCUCCUGUCCAGAGGGUUCCCCUACAACUCUCCUGUCCAGAGGGUUCCCCUACAACUUAUGGAGACAGAAAAGCUGUAAGCGAAGUCUGGGAAUCAGCAAAGUUGCAGUGGCCAUUUCCGCAGCUAUAAAGCAAU